Messenger RNA from Pisolithus orientalis, 426 nucleotides. RefSeq lists its product as uncharacterized. Lineage: Eukaryota; Fungi; Basidiomycota; Agaricomycetes; Boletales; Pisolithaceae. The record is from RefSeq and is a predicted model, not a curated record. Bases 1 to 426 code for a protein of 141 amino acids. The transcript has 2 exons.
AUGGCUCCAUGGUAUCCAUUUUGCACUUGUCUUGAUUUUGACCUUUCAGAAUUCAUCUGUGGGGCUGCUCUCAACAGGGAGCAAAUUAAUUUUAUCCUCAAGCUUUCAAGAUGUUUUCAUACUGAGGAGUGCACCCUAGAAACUUACAACAAUCUUGAGAGUACUUGGCGGGCCACUUCCCAUUGCAUGAUGAUGUUUCAGGAAAGUGUAAUAAGUGUGCCAUUUGCAGGUGAGAUGAUGGAGUUUGAAGUGCACUAUCAUUCACUGUGGGAUUGGGCUUCUGAUCUUUUGAAGGAUACCAGUGUGGGGCCAUAUUUUGUAUUUGAUGCUCAGCACCUAUCAAAGUUUGAUGGCUCCUCAUUUGUUCAUUUCAUUGAUGAACCAUGGAUGGCUGACAAUUUUUGGAAUGUACAAGUAUGUUGUUAG